CCGAAGUUAAACGAGUCGGGGAUGCAUCGCACGUGAUUACGGUCACGGCACGGCAGCCGCGCAGGCCCAUAGAUGCUCCGUUUUGGUUUCGUAAACGUUGGGCCCGAACCCGAUCGAUCUACCGCGUUCGCUUGUCUUGUCCAGGUGUUACGGUACGUCGAUUCUUCAAUUUCUGCUUCCGGAAAUCAAAAUUUGCUCCUGUUUUUCAAGCUUUCGGGAUCAAAUUUCCAUUUUUGGAUUCGAAGUUCGGAGUUGCGUCUGCUUUUGAUCUAAUUGAUUCUCUUCCCACCGACUCAGUUACGAAGAUUGACUAUGGCGAUUGUGCGCCUGUGAUGGCUUUGCGCUUUAGUGAUUCUUCUGCAGGUGGCUCGAACUGUGGUUUUUUGAUUUAAGAUUUAAUUUAAACAUGAAUUACCUUAUUGGAGCUUUCAAGCCGUCGUGUAACAUUUCGAUCACAUUUUCUGAUGGAAAAUCUCGAAAGCAGGUUCCAAUAAAGAAAGAAAAUGGUCAGACAGUAAUGGUCCCUCUUUUUCAUAGUCAAGAAAACAUUGCUGGGAAGAUUGCUAUUGAACCAAUCCAAGGAAAGAAGGUUGAACACAAUGGCGUGAAAAUUGAGCUCCUUGGUCAAAUAGAGAUGUUCUUUGAUAGGGGCAACUUCUAUGACUUUACUUCCCUUGUUCGUGAGCUGGAUGUUCCUGGAGAAAUUUAUGAAAGGAAAACAUAUCCAUUUGAAUUUUCUACUGUUGAAAUGCCAUAUGAGACGUACAAUGGAGCUAAUGUGAGACUUAGGUAUGUUUUGAAGGUGACGAUCAGUCGUGGUUAUGCUGGCAGCGUUAUGGAAUAUCAAGAUUUUGUGGUUCGGAACUACAACCCUCCUCCAGAAAUCAACAACAGUAUCAAGAUGGAAGUUGGAAUUGAAGACUGCUUACAUAUUGAAUUUGAGUACAACAAAAGCAAGUAUCAUCUCAAAGAUGUUAUUAUUGGCAAGAUUUAUUUUCUUCUUGUAAGAAUCAAGAUAAAGAACAUGGAUCUAGAGAUUAGGCGCCGAGAAUCAACAGGAUCAGGGGCCAACACACAUGUUGAGACGGAGACACUUGCAAAGUUUGAGUUGAUGGAUGGUGCUCCAGUCAGAGGUGAAUCAAUUCCAAUCAGACUGUUUCUUAGCCCAUACGAACUGACACCAACACAUCGCAACAUUAACAACAAAUUCAGUGUCAAGUACUAUUUGAACCUUGUUCUUGUGGAUGAAGAGGACCGUCGGUAUUUCAAGCAGCAGGAAAUCACAAUAUAUAGGCUUCCAGAAAAUCCCUGAUUAUUUAUCUCCUAGGAAACCACCAUUCCAUCGUGGGAAAGGGAAAGUAGAUUAACCAUCUUAUGAUAUCUCAUAGGACUUUGAAGUCCACCAGGAUUCACCCAGCUGGUACACAAAUCUUUUCUUCAGAAAAGGCUAGGAGAGCUAAGAUAUUUGGCAAGUCAGCUUUGAUAUGGGACUAUUUUGUACAUGAGCAACAUCUAGGUGAGCUAGGGUCUCUUUUGAUGCAACGAAAGAAUCAUCGUAUCAUAUGGUAUGAGACACCAUGAAUUGCCAUUUGAAGCAAUUAUCUCUCUUUGGUUGGAACUGUUGGAUAUGUUUGGUGAUUUUGAUGAUGAGUUUAAUGUCAUUUUCUCUUGUUUCUCUUUCUCCCGUUUGUUAUUUUUCAAAACACUCUUAUAUUAAUGUUGUUUGGUUGUGUCAA
Molecule: messenger RNA, 1736 nt
Organism: Malania oleifera
Lineage: Eukaryota; Viridiplantae; Streptophyta; Magnoliopsida; Santalales; Ximeniaceae
Product: vacuolar protein sorting-associated protein 26B
Exons: 11
Coding region: 407-1312 (301 amino acids)
Biological process (GO): intracellular protein transport; retrograde transport, endosome to Golgi
Cellular component (GO): retromer complex; endosome
Source: RefSeq, a predicted model, not a curated record